Colletotrichum orchidophilum is the source of this 648-nucleotide messenger RNA. Its product is annotated as microsomal signal peptidase 25 kDa subunit. Gene Ontology annotation, biological process: protein targeting to ER. The transcript is spliced from 3 exons. The coding region runs from base 1 to 648 and encodes 215 amino acids. The record is from RefSeq and is a predicted model, not a curated record. Lineage: Eukaryota; Fungi; Ascomycota; Sordariomycetes; Glomerellales; Glomerellaceae. Gene Ontology annotation, cellular component: signal peptidase complex; membrane.
AUGUCUUCCGAGAAAAUUACGGUCCAUAACCUGGCGGACCUGAAGAACACCUCGGACGAUGCGCUCCCAAACUAUCUCAACUCUCUCAAAUUCACCCAAACCCACACGCUCACCGAUGUGCGUCUCGCACUCGGCUACUCCGCAUUCUUAGUCGCAGGCGCAUGCUUUCUCUGGGAUUACAAGCUCGGCUUCGACAGCACAAAGUACUACACGGCGGCCGCUGUGGCUCUCUACUCGAUUCUCAACGGCGCCCUUACGUUAUGGAUCUGGCUGAAGGAGGCGGGCACCGUCUAUGAGGGGACAUCCCCUUCAGGCGAGAAGGUCAACAUCGCAACCUCGACGAAGAAGAACGUACCGACAUACAACAUGAAGAUUACCCUGACCUCGAAGAACGGCGAAAACAAGAUUAUCAACCUCUCAAACCCCUUCAACCAGUGGUUCGACUCGCAAGGCCGCUUCGUCGCGGUCCCAUUCCAGGAGAUCCUCGCGACCAACAUCCCCGCCGUCGGCAAGCUCGACCCCAAGCGCGUUACGUCCGCCUCUCAGGGAUACUCGACCGAUGUCCUCGACGCACUGUAUGCGGAGAGCACGGCGACGGGGAGCGGUGCGGAGGCGGCUAAGAGUGCCAGCAAGAGACGCAAGGCAUAG